This is a messenger RNA of Amoebophrya sp. A25, 2864 nucleotides long. NCBI's taxonomy places the organism in Eukaryota, Dinophyceae, Syndiniales, Amoebophryaceae. The record is from the annotation of a GenBank genome assembly.
CCUCCUCUACUACCCGACGCACCAACGUCGCUCCAUCGUCGGCUACGACUUCAGCCUCAUCAUCGUGGUCUACAGCUGGUGUUCCUCCAACAACUACUGCAUCUACGGCGUUGGCCAAAACAGAAGCCGACGCACUGCAGAAAUUGCUAGGCGACGAUGUUUCCGCAGAAUAUCGGAGAAAUCGCAUGCUGGUCGUGAGGAAGGAAACUAUGACUGCAAAAAACGAACUGCGCAAGAAGCUCCAAGACAAACUAUCGCAUGAGCUGAAAAUGCAGAAGAACAAGAGCGUCCAGGAUAUCUUGCAUGAGCGGGAACGCGCCAUGGUGGCGAAACAACGCAAGCGCACUGCGGUCAGUACGGGUUUUAUCAACACAACUUCUGUGUCUGGACACGAAUUGAAAGACAUCGUUGAUUCCAAGAGGGGAGGAUCGACCUCGAGAAUCAAGAGGUUGAAGGAAUGGUACCAAAGACAAAAGCUUAGAGAAGGGAAGAAUCCUGCUGGGAACAAGAACAAAGCCCCGGUUGUGAAGUCAUCAGUCUUGACAGAAGUUUCGGCUUCGUUUCUGUCAAAAGCCGCUAGCGAGGAAAUGUCGCAAGCGGUGACAAAUACAACUUUUGCACGUCAGGUGAGGGACGACUUUCGACAAAAACUCUUGGAAGCUGCAGAAGCCGGACACACGCAAACACGAUUGGCAAGAGAAGUUCAAUUAUGAUGGCUCUUUCCCAUGUCAGUGUAAAUGUUUGAACUCAUCUCACUCUUCAUCUAAUGAUCCCAGUCUACACCAAAGCGAUGCGUGCAACGUUUACCGAGAAGCUCCCACCCUACGGCACUAGCAUGAUCAUGAUGCGGGAAGCCAGCUACACGGUGUCUCUCUUCUUCAUGAUCUCGCAUUUUGAAAACCUUUUCUUCGAUUGGUAUCCAAAACCCGGGAAAUAUCUACCUGCAACGCAGAUGCUUCGAGAGAGGAUGUGGGGUGUUCCAGACAAAGGGGAUAGCGAGAUGUUGAGUCCAUCUGAUCGUUCGUCAAGAACCUCAAAUAGUUCAUCUGCGUCAGACGAUCCGUCUGCAUCUACUACCGCUACGACCUCUCCCUCCACCGCUACUUUUCUCAACUUGAAAGAGGAAUUACAGACCGGUUUAAGAGGUGGGAGUGGUGACUUGCAAGUUGCUCUUGGGACGUCGCCAGCGGCUCAAGACGCGGCUACAGUGUGGCCGACUGCGGUGAGGGGGCCAUUAGGAGGCUUUGGCUCCGUGGGACAGAUACCUGCUGGGAGAUGGGAGACCACGAGUUCAUCACCUGGUUCACCAUCAGAUACAUCAACACCUCCUGUAUCUUCAACCCCCGCAGGAGUAUCAUCUUCGUCCUCGUUAUGAAGCGAAAAUCUGUAUCUGUUAUCCUAAUCAAGUUUCUCUUUCUUCAGUGGAAAAGUACGAUAAUGAUAACAGAUUUUGGUUUCAUACUCGUCUUCUUCACAGGGUACUUCAACUUCUUCACAAGAUCAUCCGGCUACUUCUUCGCAAGAUCAUCCGGCUACUUCUUCACAGGCAAGUGCUGAUCAGACAUCUGGUCGCUACGACGGAAUCCUGGACGUCGGAAGGGGAAAUCCUGCACUAUCAAGCACUUCGAAUCCCGAAGUAGUCGACAAAAGGAAUGACGAUGAAGACACCCCACCUUUGCUUAAGGCUGCACCUGAUACAUCUUUGGGCGUAUCCUUGAAACGUAUGGAGGAGUAUCCCCCUAAGGGAGUAAUGCUCUCCCAUAGUACUUUUCAAGGAUGCACUUGAAAGAUGAAUUGCGGACAGCUCGUCUAAUUUGCUACAGCGGCGUGCAUCGUCACUACGGGAACGAUCUCUGAAGCUCAUUUACGAAGUGGAAGCGGUAAACCUAAACACCUUGGAUCUGUCGACAGCUGAAUACUGGACGCUGGUUCGAUACAACCUCAAAAAGGAAGCCUUCGUGAUACUUUCGUCAAGUGCUAUAUUUUAUGGGCGAACGACUACUAACUACUAACUUACAGUUCUACUUCUUGAAUGGUUCCGGUGUUUGGUAACCUGAAUUUGAUCACAAGGGUUCUCUCUUUGUUUUCCCUUAUGAUGUACAAGCUGUCAACUCGUCACGUUUUAGUUUGUAGUUAGCACGAGGAACGUAAACAAGAUCCUCUUUCAUAUCCCCACGACCUUGAGCACUGGCCCUAUGGUUAUCGCAUCGCAGCAACAAGCCUACUCCACGCCUUUCUGGGAGACGGCUAGGAAAAUAUGGCGCUACGAAGGCUUCCGCGGAUUUUUUAAGGGUAUCGUACCACGAUGGAUCACUCUGACUGGGAGCAUUUUCGUCGUCUCAAACGUGAUCAAUCUUUGCGAAGAACAAGACGAAGGUCAACACGGACUUGGGUAAAAUCUUCAUGUUGUUCUUUUCGUGUACAGUUAGAUUUUUUUUAAGACUUUGUUUUACAGAGAGUUGUCGUUAAAUUCUCACACUCUGUUCUGCAUCUGUUUGCUUUGUAGAGCAAGACAAGCCCCAACCUCGCCCAGGUUGUAAAUAUGAUUCCUUAAUAAUAGUAAGGGAUGUAGGUAUUAAAAUAACAGUUGUACUAGAUAGUAGAUGAUACCUCAUGUUCACAUUUCAAUUCAUCCACAAUUAACGUUAAGAACUAGAACUGCCAAAAUUUGUAAAGUGCUUUUCUGAUGAUUCCUAGCACUACAGUGAAUGUGAACAGCAUGCUGAACAUGAAUAGACGUAAUCCUUCCACGCCCUGUAUGAUAUUCAUUCCGCUUUGGCUUUCGCUUGAGGAUUCUAUGACGCAAAAACAUCCAUGAAUAUGACGCUGCCGCAUGAUCGCUUGUUCGAUGAGCAUCCAGAGAU